AGUAAGUUUGAAUGCGGAAGCGAAAUGAAAACAUGUUUUCAGUUUUCUCUGAGAGCGAAAUAAACUUCAAAUAAUCAUCGUUUAGUUGAAGAUAUUUCAGUUUGAAGCUGCUGGUUGAAUAAAGCAGAUUAAUGAGCAGCUUUUUCAUCUGAAGAAGAGGCAACAUGUCCUGAUGGAGAAUCUUCGUCCUCGGCUGAACUUUGGGAAUAAAGUCCAAGUUGUGAAACUGAGAAAACGAAAAUCUGAACUUUACUCAAAGGAAGAUGGAACCAGUCCGCUCAGCGACGGUGAGCUGUGGAGCCGUCUGGUGGUGUUUUCUGUCGUCUUCAGGCUGAUGAACUGUUUCCUGGUUCAGAGCAGCUUCGUCCCUGAUGAGUACUGGCAAUCUCUGGAGGUUUCCCACCGGAUGGUCUUCAAUUAUGGGUACCUGACGUGGGAAUGGAAAGCAGGAAUCAGAGGAUUCAUCUAUCCGCUCUUCUUCGCAGUAAUAUAUAAAAUAUUACACGUCAUAAACUACGACUUAGUUCACCUCCUGAUCUGGCUCCCCAGAAUCCUUCAGGCUCUGUUCGCUGCGUUCGCUGACGUCAAAUUCUUUUUUCUCCUCCGAACGUUGGAGAGUCCAGAUGUUGCAAAAUGGACGUUUUUCUGCCACAUGGUCUCGUGGUUCUCGUGGUUCUGCUGCACCAGAACCCUGACUAACAGCGCUGAGACCACCCUCACCUGUCUGGCUCUGGUCUACUUCCCCCUGCCCGGGUCCACAAAACACAGCAGUAGUGUGUACCUGAGCCUGGUGGCGGUGGCGGUGCUGGUGCGGCCCACGGCGCUCAUCGUCUGGUUCCCUCUGGUUCUCCUCCACUUCUACCAGGAGGAGAACAAGCUGAGGCUGGUCACCCACAGCCUCCUCCCCAUCGGAGCUGUGGCGCUCGUGAUCUCAACAGUGAUCGACUGUAUAUUUUAUGAAAAGUGGACUCUGGUGCAGUUUAACUUUGUGAAGUUCAACGUGUUCCACGGCGUGGCGGACUUCUACGGCGCCCACCCGUGGCACUGGUACCUGAGCCAGGGCCUCGCCGUGCUGCUGGGUCCUCAUCUCCCGCUCUUUGUUCACGGCUGCUGCCUCGCCGCCAGGAAAUACAAAACCCUGCUGGCCGCCAUCGUCUGGACCGUCGCCGUCUACAGUUGUCUUCCUCAUAAGGAGUUCCGGUUCCUGUACCCUCUGCUGCCGUUCUGUAUGAUCUUCUGUGGUAUGUCUCUGGCUCACCUGGGGGCGUGGCGCCGUCCGGCGGCGCUCCUCCUGCUGGUCACUAACCUGUCGGCUGCUCUCUACACCGGCCUGGUCCACCAGAGAGGGACGCUGGACGCCAUGAGCCACGUCAGGGCGCUGUGUGAUGUCACCAGCACGCCGCCGCCAGACGUCCUCUUCCUCAUGCCCUGCCACUCCACGCCUUACUACAGCCACGUCCACUGCCCGAUGAAGAUGCGGUUCCUGGAGUGCCCCCCAGACCUCGGGGAGGAGGGCUACGUGGAUGAAGCAGACCAGUUCUACGUUGACCCUCUUCACUGGCUCAGGACUUCGUUUCCAUACAAAUCUUCUCUACCGACCCAUCUGGUUCUCUUUGAUGUUUUGGAGGAGGAAAUCUCCGUGUUCCUGCAGGGGAACAAGUUUGUGAGGACGGCGGAGAUAUUUCACACACAUUUUCCGGAGGGAAGAGUUGGAGGAAGCAUCUUUAUUUAUGAAAGGCACUGACAAACACUGGAACAAUGUUUCUUCACCAGAAUGAUGCUGC
Messenger RNA from Centropristis striata (black sea bass), 1784 nucleotides. RefSeq names its product phosphatidylinositol glycan anchor biosynthesis, class B (gene pigb). Gene Ontology annotation, molecular function: alpha-1,2-mannosyltransferase activity. NCBI's taxonomy places the organism in Eukaryota, Metazoa, Chordata, Actinopteri, Perciformes, Serranidae. The record is from RefSeq and is a predicted model, not a curated record. The transcript is spliced from 13 exons. The coding region runs from base 173 to 1744 and encodes 523 amino acids. Gene Ontology annotation, cellular component: endoplasmic reticulum membrane. Gene Ontology annotation, biological process: GPI anchor biosynthetic process.